Messenger RNA from Salvia hispanica, 1235 nucleotides. Its product is annotated as iron-sulfur assembly protein IscA-like 2, mitochondrial. Gene Ontology annotation, molecular function: 4 iron, 4 sulfur cluster binding; 2 iron, 2 sulfur cluster binding; iron ion binding. Gene Ontology annotation, biological process: iron-sulfur cluster assembly. The record is from RefSeq and is a predicted model, not a curated record. Gene Ontology annotation, cellular component: mitochondrion. Lineage: Eukaryota; Viridiplantae; Streptophyta; Magnoliopsida; Lamiales; Lamiaceae.
UAUAGCUGUAAUUAAUUAUAGCACAAAAAUAAUCAUUCAUCACCACAAAUACUACAAUCCAUUUCAUUCUCCCAAUUCAAUCAUUUUUGUGGAAGAUCGUAUCAGGAUUCCUCCGCAAUCAGAGGACAAUCGGUGGAUUGGAUGCUCUAAUCGGCUACCCUGUUGAUUUCACGAUUGAAGCUGGAGAUAUGUAUGGUGAAGCCGUAGACCUACUUCCAGUAAUCAAUCUCUCUCAGUUCUAACCGAUUCAACCGAAUUUCACCACACAAAAAGUUUUUUCGCCGGCGCCACCAUUUGCAAUUACAAUUAGAGUAGCAUGCGCUGAAGCAAGCAUGGCAACUUCGUCCAGUUCAGUAAUCCGGCGCCUUGUGCCCUACUUUUCUGCCCAAAUCCGUCGGAAUUCCAGGCUUCUCAGUUACUCCUCCGCCCUCCGCGAAUCAGAGCUUUCUUCAUCAGAAUCUUCACCCCCCUCGACUGACGCCGUUCAUUUGACCGACAACUGUAUUAAGAGAAUGAAAGAGUUGCAAGUUGAAGACCCCAGUAAGAAGUUGUUGCGCUUGAGCAUAGAAGCUGGUGGUUGCUCUGGGUUUCAAUAUAACUUUUCACUUGAUGAUAAGACCAAUAAUGAUGACAGGAUCUUUGAGCAGGAUGGAGUUAAAUUGGUGGUUGAUAAUAUAUCAUUUGACUUUGUGAAAGGUGCAACUGUUGAUUAUGUUGAAGAGCUUAUACGUUCGGCUUUUCAGGUGUCCACAAAUCCAAGUGCAGUGGGUGGCUGUAGCUGCAAAAGCUCCUUCAUGGUGAAGUAGCUAUCUCCUUUUUUUGAAUUCUGAUUUUGUUAUACCAUCAUUUUCCCCGGCUAGAAAAUGAAGACCAAACGUCACUCUCUCCGGUAAAAGCUACCCAUUGCCAGGUCUAAUUGAUAGUUCAUCCAAUAUUUUUGAUGCAUAUGUACUACAAACACUAGAAACUGAGAAUAUCUCAGCUCUAUCGCACCUGAGUAGCCGUAGUUCUGCUAUGCAACAUGUCCAUUGUAUACGCGUAUAAGAGUAGCCGUAGUUCUGCUAUGAUUCAUGUCCAUUGUAUACGUGUAUAGGAGUAGUCGUUUGCAAAUUUGGACGAUUUUGUACACUUCAUUAGCACUUCUUGUUUUGAGAUAACAUAGCAAUCUGCCUACAUAAUGAAUAAUGUACGAUGAGUGAAGCCAAGGUCAUCAUGUUACAUGUUUUGUAUGUUCA